AUGGAGGAAGCAAAGGGAGUAGUGAAGCACGUAUUCCUGGCAAAGUUUAAAGAAGGAAUCUCAUCCGAUGAAAUCGACAAACUCAUCAAGGGUUAUGCUAAUCUUGUCAAUCUCAUCGAACCUAUGAAGGCUUUCCAAUGGGGCACAGAUGUGAGCAUUGAGAACAUGCAUCAAGGUUUCACUCAUAUCUUUGAGUCUACCUUUGAGAGUACGGAGGGCAUUGCAGAGUACUUAAGCCAUCCUGCUCAUCUUGAUUUUGUUGCCCUCUUGUUCCCUGCUUUGGACAAAGUAAUUGUGUUUGACUACAAGCCCAUCUCCUAUAUUGUUUAA
Molecule: messenger RNA, 330 nt
Organism: Dovyalis caffra
Lineage: Eukaryota; Viridiplantae; Streptophyta; Magnoliopsida; Malpighiales; Salicaceae
Source: the annotation of a GenBank genome assembly